This is a messenger RNA of Folsomia candida, 644 nucleotides long. RefSeq lists its product as uncharacterized. Bases 76 to 564 code for a protein of 162 amino acids. NCBI's taxonomy places the organism in Eukaryota, Metazoa, Arthropoda, Collembola, Entomobryomorpha, Isotomidae. The record is from RefSeq and is a predicted model, not a curated record. The transcript has 3 exons.
CUUUUCGUCUCAUUAUCCAGCCUUCUUUCCGACCUAGCCCAAAUUUUGACCUAACUUAAAAUUCCAAUCUUCACCAUGCUUAAGGCAGUCGCUCUCAUCGCCCUCCUCGUCUCCGCCGCCACGGCCUCCGCCAUCCAUGGCGCGUCCCUCGUCCAGAAGGGAAUCGCCCCAUUCGAUGCCACCACUUUGGGCGUAGUUAAUCCAGCACACAGAUGUGGAGGUGUCGGAACUCCCCUUCAGCUCCGUAUCUCCAACUGCGAGGGAAGAUGUCAACUCGUCCCUGGACAAAUCUACAAUUGCGAGAAGGACUUCAUGCCCAGCUCCGCUGCCCCAUCACUCACCUUGAAGAUUGAGAUUUGCAUGUCUGCCGGAUUCUGCAUGGUCAUCUUGGAGACCGAGCUCCCCAAUUCUUCCGUCCAGCCAGGAUUUAUCUACACGGCCAAGUACUCCAUUGUCCCCAACGAUAUCCUCUCCGGACAGACCGUAGAAUUCCGCGCAUAUAUAAGCCAUACCAACAAUCUUCUCUUGGAAAUCUGCGUCUCCGCAGAAAUCGACAUCUUGUAAAGAAAGAGAGUUGAGCCGAAAUGAGACCAUGUGAUACAUAAUUAGCUAAUAAAAUGUCCUAGAGACAAAAAUUCCAUCAA